CUCACCUCUUUUCGCGACCUAUCAUACGAUUCAUUGUAAUGAAACGUCGAUUCAUUUCGCGUCUGCUCAUGCAUACAGUUUACAGUUGCUUCAUUACCUUUAGACUGCGCAUGGCCGUCCGCUUCGGCGAAUGCGGUGUGCAGUAAGUGUGGUGCAGUUCCCUUUAUUGCUUCGCUUUCCCUCGCCGGCAUUGCUUAUUUUAGCGCGAGCCGUUCCUUCCAAUUGCCUUUGCCACGGGUCUCAAUACGCCGCGUGUCGCAUGGGUCCUUCAUACCACAUGAGCGCUUGAUAACGCUACCGUGUUAUAAGAAUCACUGACUCACUGAACUUUGUGAUCUUGUUGCCGGCUACAUCCUCUAGCUACCAUGUCUGACGCGCAAACAGAAAUCGAAAAACUUGGCAGUGGCAGCAGCGAGGACUCUGGUUCUCAGCGCGCAGAAAUUUUUGAACGUCCGACUGGAUGGAGGGGAUACUAUGAACACCCCAUCACGCAGGUCUCGCUGUUGGGAUUCGUGUGUUUCAUGUGCCCCGGCAUGUUCAACGCGCUUACUGGUCUCGGAGGUGGAGGCCAAGUCAACUCUACGGACCAGGCCAGAGCUAGCGCUACCUUGUACUCGACUUUUGCGUUUUUUGGCUUCUUUGCCGGUUCGGUUAACAAUGUGAUUGGUCCCCGACGGACACUAAUGCUUGGCACAUGGGGCUACUCGUUGUAUAUUGCUGCCUUCCUCGCUGUCAACAUUCAUGCUGGUGCGGGUGCUUUUGUUGUCACAGCCGGUGCCAUUCUUGGCGCCUGUGCGGCUUUUCUUUGGACCGCCCAGGGCUCGAUGAUGAUGUCAUACCCCACUGAGGCUCAGAAGGGCAUGUUCAUCAGUAUCUUUUGGGCUAUCUUCAACCUUGGAGGGGUUGUUGGGUCUGCUAUCUCGUUUGGAAGCAAUUUCAAGAGUACGAGCAACAGCGUUGGCAAUGGAACAUAUGUCGGCUUCUUGAUCCUGACUCUCAUUGGCGUGUUUAUCCCGCUGCUCAUGGUGGACCCAAACAAAAUGAUCCGAACGGAUGGAACUCGCGUGAACACGGUCCGCCACCCAUCCUGGAAGACGGAGUUCCUCAGCCUGUUCGUAGCCCUGAAGACUGACCCUUGGGUUAUAUUCCUCUUUCCGAUGUUUGCUGCCAGCAAUUACUUCUAUACCUGGCAAUUCAAUGAUUACAAUGGCGCAAUAUUCAACAUCCGCGCUCGGGGUCUGAACAACUUUGUGUACUGGACGUCACAGAUCUUCGGAUCCAUCUUCAUUGGUUACUUUGUCCUUGACCAGAAGAACGUUCGGCGCAGAGUCCGUGCCUUCUAUGGCUGGAUCCUCGUGUUCUUCAUGAUAUUCGUUGUCCACGUCUGGGCAUACUUUUACCAAAAGACAUAUACCCGGAUUGAGGAGACUGCUCUAGGUGCUUAUAAAAUCGAUAUCUUGGAUUCAAACUACCCUUCCCAUGUCUGGCUCAUGAUCUUUUAUGGCUUCCUGGAUUCGAUGUGGCAAACAUAUGCAUACUGGCUAAUGGGCGCAAUGUCGAACGACCCUGCCAAGCUGGCCGUGUUCGCUGGCUUUUACAAGUGCCUGCAAUCAGUGGGUGCAGCAUCUGUCUGGGCUGCCGAUAGUGCUAGUGUCCCAUACAUGAACAUUUUCCUGUCGACGUGGUGCCUCACAGUCGCUGGCAUGAUCUUCGCCGCACCGAUGGUGUACCUUCGUGUCACUGACCACACGGAUAUUGAGGACGAGGUUCUGAUGCAAAUCGCGGGCGUGGAACCGAUCGAGCCUCCAGUGGCUGCAACGACACAGAAGGCAUAAUAUCACGACAACGAUGUAUUGGUCACGAACGGCUCCUUCUGCUUUGGUUAUUAUCUUUUUUUUUCAUGGCAAUGUACUUAGCAACAAUCAACGACUUGUCUGUAGUUUGCUGCAUACUUAUUAAUUAUGGUGAAUCUGAUGUCACUUCAAGUUCAA
Suillus plorans is the source of this 1991-nucleotide messenger RNA. RefSeq names its product MFS general substrate transporter. The coding region runs from base 366 to 1835 and encodes 489 amino acids. NCBI's taxonomy places the organism in Eukaryota, Fungi, Basidiomycota, Agaricomycetes, Boletales, Suillaceae. The record is from RefSeq and is a predicted model, not a curated record. The transcript has 11 exons.